Messenger RNA from Yamadazyma jaroonii, 534 nucleotides. The record is from the annotation of a GenBank genome assembly. NCBI's taxonomy places the organism in Eukaryota, Fungi, Ascomycota, Pichiomycetes, Serinales, Debaryomycetaceae.
AUGGUUCAACCACAAGUAGAACAAGUGUUUAAGGAAUAUAGGGAUUAUGAUUGGGAUCAUUUCGAUGAAUUCCAAGAUGGGAUAAAGGAAAUCUUAGAUAACUAUUUAGAAAGUUUGAGAGAUCAAGAUCCAUCGAUCAGUGCUAUCCCUGCAUUGGAUCAACAGCAAUUGAUCAAUCAAGCAAAGAGUUUCUUCUAUUGUACAAAAACCGGUAACAUUUUGAAUCUUGAUGAUUAUGAAAAAUGGGAAAGAAGUCAGAAGAUUGUAGAGAUCAAAGACGACGAACAAGAAGAUGUACAACAGCCGACUCAAGAGAAACAACCAGAACAGAUCAUUGAGUUAAACUCUUCGGAAGCUAACGUAGAAGACAAACAAGAUGAACCUCCUUAUUCAUCGAAUUAUCAAGAAUUAGUAGAAUUAAUAGUAUCGGGAAAGCCAGUUCCUGGUAUCAAACAAAUACCAGAUACCGUUUUAACAGGACAGAGCUCAACCGCUUCAGCAACUCAAAGAGUCAAACCUUGGGAGAAGAAAUAG